GGGGGGGACAGAGAAGAGGGGGGAUUUGAGCAUGAAGGGCCGGGGUUGCGGAGGGGAUGCAAAGGACGUGGAGUCACAAAAAAUGAGAUGUGACCGAUGGAGGAUGUGAGGACAGGGAGAUAUAAGAUGGGAUUUGGGGACACAAAUAACAGAUGCAAACGACAGGGGGCUGGAAAGACACAGAGGGGACAUGGGUCACAGGGACACCAAAGAUGGGGACUGGGGGGACAAAAAAGGACUGGGGACACGAAGGACAUGGGAAUGAGAGCCUGGGCACAAAAGGCAACACACGAAGUACAGAGGAAGCAGAGGAUGUAGAAAUGUAAAGGAGAGGGAAUGCGAAAGAUGCAGGGGUUACAGAAAUGUGGGGGACAGGGACAGAGUGGGAUAAAAGGUGAAAGAUGGGGAACACAAAGGAUGGAGAACAGGAAAGACCUGGGACACAGAGGUCACGGGAGCUCAAAGGAUGGGGACAGGAGGGGCACAAAGGACGGGUUCCUGGGGCUUCCCAGGAAUGUGAAGCUCCUGAUCGCUCGCCGGAGGAGAACCAGCUGCUACUUCUAUCCCCGCGCCUGGCCCAGCCUGCGGGGCGCAGACUGGUGGGAACGGGUGGUCCUGAAGGAAUUUGGCCCCCAGGACUGGUUGGAUAAGUUCCGCAUGUCCCGGGAGACCUUCUUCUACAUCUGCAACCGCCUGAGGCCGGGGCUGGCCCCACACAGCGCCCACUUCCACCCCACGCUGCCCCUGGAGAAGCGGGUGGCUGUGGCCCUGUGGCAUUUGGCCACCAACGUGGAGUACCAGACUCUCAGCCCGCUCUUCGGGGUCGGGCCUUCCACCGUGCAGACGUGCGUGCGGGAGGUGAGCUACGCCGUGGUUCUGCUGCUGAAACCCCUUUACCUCCGUCUGCCCGACGAGAAGGAGCUGGAGAACAUGGUGCGCAUCUUCCGCACCCGCUGGGGCUUCCCGCACUGCAUCGGCGCCCUGGACAGCCUGCACAUCCCCAUCAACCCCCCGCUGCGCCUGAGUGCCGAUUACUGCAACGGGCAGGGCUGGCACUCCAUCCUCACCCAGGCCACCGUGGAUGGGCUGGGUCAGUUUUGGGAUGUCUCCACUGCUUUUCCCGGCAGCAUGGAGAACAGCGCGGUGCUGGAGAGCUCCAGCCUCUGGGUGCUGGCCAAGGAGGGCCGGCUGUGCCCCAACCCGCCCAAGGACUUCAUGGGCAAGGCUCAGAAGUACGUGCUGCUGGGUGACGCCACCUACCCCUUGCAGGACUGGAUCCUCAAGCCCUACCAGGAGGAUGAGAGCCUCACCCAAAGGCAGCUGCAGUUCAACUACCGCCUCAAGCGGGCGCACAGCGUGAUCGAGAACGCCUUCCUGCGCCUGAAGGCCCGCUGGCAGAUCCUCCUCAAGUGUGAUGACUGCAGCCUGGAACUGCUGCCCACCCUCGUCCUGGCCUGCUGCAUUCUGCACAACGUCUGCGAGGCGCACGACAACCCAUUCAACGAGGAGUGGCUGGAGGGCACCGAGCCCACCGAGCUGCCCAAGCCUUGCCAGCCUGCGCCCGCUGCCAUGGAGGAUGGCCGGGCUGAGCAAGUGCGUGAACUGAUGUGCCAGUACUUUGAGAACUGUGGGGAGGGCUGAUGGCUGUGGAGGGACACACCGUGCUCCUCCUUGGGCCCUGCGGGUCGGUGCCAGCCCUUCAGUUCGUGUUGGUUGUUUGCUUCUCGGUUGCAGGCAGCCCAGGGAUCUCACACCUGGGCUCUCUCUGCUGGGAUUUGAUCAAUGUAGUGAUGUGCUCUGUGCUGUGUGAAUAAAGCAGGGUCAUGGCUUGGCGAGGGG
This is a messenger RNA of Gallus gallus (chicken), 1839 nucleotides long. RefSeq names its product putative nuclease HARBI1-like. Lineage: Eukaryota; Metazoa; Chordata; Aves; Galliformes; Phasianidae. Bases 337 to 1641 code for a protein of 434 amino acids. The record is from RefSeq and is a predicted model, not a curated record. The transcript is spliced from 2 exons.